UGCAGAGUUCAAGAUAAAAGCACAGAGGUGCUCUUGUCCCAGCUAAACCCUGGAACGUCUCUUUUCUUGGCUGGAGAGAGAACUUUUCUUAGAAAAUUGGAAGGAGCUGCUUACAUUAACAGCACAGUCUAUUGGAUCUGAGUCCUUUGUGUUCCACCUGCUGCCUUAUCGUGUGCUUGCGACACACACACAGACACGCACACACACACAUACACACACGUGGAAGAACAAGUGGAUGUGUGUGUGUGUGUGUGUUUGUGUGUCUGUGUCUCUGGGAGCACAGCUGAAAGGAAGAGGAGCAGCAUUUACAAAUAUCAGUUUUUGUCUGCGUGGAUACAUAACAUCACGAGAGAUGACUCUGCAACAUUUCAGUGACGCAAUACAACAACAAAAACAUCAUAAUGGGGUGUCUCAGCAAACUGCUGCCCCACGCCUCCUAUAGAAACAUGACUGACACCAUGUUUGGCAACGGAAACGACCAGUGGGUGUGCCCCAAUGACCGACAGCUAGCCCUGAGAGCUAAGCUGCACACGGGCUGGUCGGUGCACACGUUCCAGACGGAGAAGCAGAGGAGGCGCCAGGUGCUGAGCGAGAGGGAGCUGGACACCAUCCUGAGCGUCAUCCAGCGAGCCGAACAGCUGGAUCUGGUCGAGCAGCAGAGGAUCGGGCGUCUAGUGGAGCGUCUGCAGAACAUGCAGACGGCUGCGCUGGGGAACGGGCUGUCCCAGUGUCUGCUGUGCGGGGAAGCUCUGGGCCUGCUGGGAACUCCUUCCGUCUUCUGCCUGGACUGCUGCAAGAAAGUGUGCACCAAGUGUGGGAUAGAGACACCAUGCAGUCAAAAGAGAACCCAGUGGCUGUGCAAGAUCUGCAGUGAGCAGAGAGAGGUGUGGAAGCGUUCGGGGGCCUGGUUCUACAAAGCGUUGCCGAGGUACAUUCGUCCAGUGAAAGAUUCACUGUCAGACAUCAGGAGGCCAGUGGCAGCGAGAGAAGAGCAACCAGUGGCCAGAAGUCUGCCCGCCACCUACACGUGGGCCCAUAGCAAAGUUGACUCUAGUGAGAGUGAUGUGAGUGACUCAGAACUCAGUGAAGCCAGUAGCAACAGAAAGACCUUCAUACCCGGGAGCAUCAAAAGGCGUCACUCAGCUUUGUCGGAGUCCAGCGGCAGCGUGACCCUCGCUGCCCCCCAGUUGCCCCUCCCCAGCCCGUCCCGCACCAGCCUCCUGUCCGACAGCCCCUCCAGCCUGGGGAGCGGGAGCAGACGGAGCAGCUCUGCCCUCGCCCCGGACGACCAGGACGCGGAGCGCGGCCGCCCGUCGUCGAAUCUCUGCACUGGAGCUGGGUGUCUGGCCUUCUUGGGAUGGGUUAGCCUCCUCAGCCAAGGUGCACAACUUGCAUCAAAUCAACAACACUGUGCAUGUGGGACACUCCCGGGAGGCAGUAAUCCCUUGCCGAGACCUUUAUGUAGAGAUGAAAGGUUUUCCACACAAACAAUGAUGUGAAAAAACCUCCACAUUACACGCACAACUCCAGAUUACACACACACUUCCAGAUUACACACACAUUGUUUGAAGCCCACUCCUGUUCCUCUGCAUCUCUUCCGAGGAAGUGGAAAAAAGGGAGUGAGAGAGUGGCAGAGAGAGAAAGGAAAUGCAGCAGGAAGAGGGAGAGUCUGUUUUUGUUAGGGUUGAAGGUUGCGUUUGAUGUGUCAUUGUUUUGCACACAGCUACAAGCAUUGCUUCACCACCAUUAGCCAUGCAUUAGAUCCAGUGCACUUCCUGCGCACUGGCAGAAAGACCGGUAUUGUUUUCAUGAUUUUUGUAGCCAUAUGGGCUAUGGCAUUAAUAAAUAUAAUAAAUCUUUAUUUAUCUUUUUGAAAAUGCACUUAACGAUGCCAGUCAAAUUGUGUUAAA
Messenger RNA from Electrophorus electricus (electric eel), 1910 nucleotides. The record is from RefSeq and is a predicted model, not a curated record. Lineage: Eukaryota; Metazoa; Chordata; Actinopteri; Gymnotiformes; Gymnotidae.